Messenger RNA from Papaver somniferum (opium poppy), 888 nucleotides. RefSeq lists its product as uncharacterized. The transcript is spliced from 2 exons. The record is from RefSeq and is a predicted model, not a curated record. Bases 1 to 888 code for a protein of 295 amino acids. Lineage: Eukaryota; Viridiplantae; Streptophyta; Magnoliopsida; Ranunculales; Papaveraceae.
AUGUCACACUUUAGUACAACUGAAGAAGAGGCACUAAUUUAUGGUUGGGUCAUAGCAAGCAACGAUCCAAUUCAUGGAAAAGAUAAAAAGGGUGCAAUAUUUUGGAGUAAGAUUAUUGAGGAGUACAACAAAAGAAAGGGUCCUGAUGGUAACGUAAGAGAUAAAAAAGCAUUGCAAACAAAGUGCAACACAAUAAGAACCGAUGUGAGGAAAUAUAUUUCUUUUGUUAGGCCUUACUUCAGAAACAAACCUACGGGGAUGACCGAGGCGGAUUAUUAUCAUCGUGGAAAGCAGAAUUAUGAAGCAUCGACUGGAAAACUUUGGAAGUACGAUUCGGUUUUCCAGAUAUUGAAGACUUAUCAACCCGAUUACAACCCGGCGGUGAAUAAUGAUGAUGGGGUCGGUACUUCCACGCAACCUAGUCAACAAACUCAAGCUACUGAAGAAAAUGAAGAUGAUAAUUUGGAUCAAGAUUUCCAAAAUAUGGCAAGGUUUGGUGGAAGUUCAUCUAAUUCUGAAUCCUCUGAUUUAUCAAACAUAAGGCGCUUUUUUGAAGUAACUGAUGAUGUUAGAAGUGAAGGUAGAGAUCAAGCAAAAAAAAGGGCUCGUGAGGCUAAAGCAUCGCACAAAUCAGAUGAAAAAAUGGAUAAACUCAUCGAUCUUCUUGAAAACGCACAAGCACAAAGAGAGGCCAAAUAUGAAAGAGAGGAAGAGUAUCUAAGGAAGAACUUGGAAAGCUCUACAAUCUUGGCACAAACGCAUCAAAGAGAUUCGGAAAUGAAAAUCCUACGACAACCCUUGGAUGAAUUACAAGAAUGUGAGAGACCCAUCUACAAAAUAUGGAAGAACGAGAUUUUAGCCCGUUAUGGCUUGGACCCUAUCCCCUAA